Molecule: messenger RNA, 1537 nt
Organism: Protobothrops mucrosquamatus (brown spotted pit viper)
Lineage: Eukaryota; Metazoa; Chordata; Lepidosauria; Squamata; Viperidae
Gene: MAN1C1
Product: mannosidase alpha class 1C member 1
Exons: 6
Biological process (GO): carbohydrate metabolic process; N-glycan processing
Cellular component (GO): Golgi membrane; extracellular exosome; endoplasmic reticulum
Molecular function (GO): mannosyl-oligosaccharide 1,2-alpha-mannosidase activity; calcium ion binding
Source: RefSeq, a predicted model, not a curated record
GUGAUGAACAUCCGGAAAUUCCUGAAUAGAAUUGAGAAACCUCAUGGGCUUUAUCCAAACUUUCUCAGUCCAGUCACAGGGAACUGGGUACAGCAUCACGUCUCUGUUGGUGGCCUUGGGGACAGUUUUUAUGAGUAUCUGAUCAAAUCUUGGCUCAUGUCAGAUAAGCAAGAUAGCGAAGCAAAAAACAUGUAUGAUAAAGCCCUCGAGGCAAUAGAAAAGCACCUGGUCAAAAAAUCGCCUGGUGGGCUGACCUAUAUUGCCGAAUGGCGAGGAGGCAUCUUGGAUCAUAAAAUGGGGCACUUGGCUUGCUUUUCUGGUGGCAUGAUCGGCCUUGGAGCAGAAGACACCACAGAAGAACAGCACUAUUUGGAUCUAGCUGGGGAAAUAACGCACACUUGUCACGAAUCUUACAUUCGCUCAGAGACCAACCUGGGCCCUGAAGCAUUUCGUUUUGAUUUUGGAACAGAAGCAAUGGCCACACGACUCAGUGAUCGUUAUUACAUCCUGCGCCCCGAGGUUGUAGAGAGCUACUUCUACUUGUGGAGGUUGACACAUGACCCCAAGUACAGGCAGUGGGGUUGGGAAGCUGUCCAAGCGCUGGAGAAAUUUUGCAGAGUAGAAGCAGGAUUCUCUGGGAUCCGCGAUGUGUAUUCGACCACCCCAAGCCAUGACAACAUGCAGCAGAGUUUUUUUCUGGCAGAGACGUUAAAGUAUCUCUAUCUUCUGUUCUCUGAAGAUGAUGUGCUCUCCCUUCAAGACUGGGUGUUCAACACUGAAGCUCACCCGUUGCCUGUGAAUCACACAGACUUUGUCCUGAAGACCAGCAUCCAGUAGGAGCACCUCGGCCCUUCUGGGUUCCGCGAAGGGAUCCCGAGGGGCUGCUUUUCCUUUCUCCUUUCUCCUUUCCAGUAAAGGAAUGCACAUAUUCCCGGAAAGGUAUUUUGGGGGCAUUCGUCCAAAUUCCGGACAGUAUUAUAUCAAGGAGUAUAAAAACUGUGAAACAAGCAACUUCAUGGGGUUGUUGUUUUUUUUUCCUCUGUGAGGAAACGUAUAACCUGAUAAUUGGAUGUUGAUUACGGGCCAUAAGACAGAAAAAAAACCAUGGACGUUUCUAUGGAAUCCACGGACUUUUCUAUUGCGUGGCCAAAGGAUCAGGAGUUUGCCAUAAAAUUGAUGUCGGUUUUGUGCCACACGUUUUGCCCCAAACUUGCUCCCUCCUUUUUCAUAUACCGUUGAUAUAUUUUUUUUCUCACCUUUCUGAUCUAUCCUUUAAAAAAAAACAAAACAGUACACCUCUUAAGUGGUCCUGAUUAAAAAGUGUUUUUAAAUCCCACCCGUUUCUUUCCUUACCCCUUUUCCUCAUCCAUUAUUUCUGUUCUCUUCAUCUAUUUGCCAACUUUCUUUUCUUUUCUUUCUUUCUUUGAUUUCCUGGGUUUUUGCUUGAUCACUUUCCUUUGAUUUUGGUAUUCUUUUUUCAUCUGGAGCAAAACCUUGUGAGGCAUUUGUAAUGAUUUCAUUUCUGUAAUGCUCAGAU